Molecule: messenger RNA, 3117 nt
Organism: Penaeus monodon (black tiger shrimp)
Lineage: Eukaryota; Metazoa; Arthropoda; Malacostraca; Decapoda; Penaeidae
Product: serine-rich adhesin for platelets-like
Source: RefSeq, a predicted model, not a curated record
AUCCUGCUGAAGGACAUCGAGGCACACGGUCCAGUGUUGAAGAGCGUCCUGCGGCAGUACGAACGCAUUGAGCAACAUCAGGACGCCGCAGCGGAAAGGACAUCCCCAGGAAAGCUCGCUCCCUCGAGAAGCGCUGGCACCAGAUCUACCUUCGAUCCCUCGAGUGGCACUACUAUCUGGAAGGCGUCAUCGCCAACUUUAAGGAACAGAACAGUUCCUCGAGCAGCGAGUCUGAGGAUGAGCCAGUGAGCAAGUGCCGCCGCCUGUCCACCUCGUCGUGUGAGCGCCCACCGCUGCCACGCCCACCGCUGGUCACACUACGAUUCCAACCUGUCAGAGACAGGUUCAUAUAUCGAGGCCUCCCCGACCCACUCAUGCUGCCCACACGCACAUGAGACCAAGGAUGACUAUGUGUGCAUAAGUGGGGGUAGUGAGUGCGGUGUGGCCCCCCCGCCCACCCCCUCUACACAGCCCCCUCUGGAGCCAAUGGUAGUCGACCCCCUUCAGCAGCCAGCCCGAGGCGCCUGCCAUGGUGGGAAGCGCCGGUCUGGACACAGUUCGCGCCCGCUGCUGCCCCCUCGCGCCCUCCGACGACCUCGCCGGCGACGACGCCAUGAUUCACCAGUCCGACAAGUCCCCAACCAUCACCGUCACCACCACAACCACCACGUCCACCACAGACAUGACUGACGGCGAGAUGGAGAACCUGAACCAAGUGAAUGGCAACACCGUGGUGUCGCCCGCCAGCACCGAGGAUUCGGGGGUCAACCUGACCUCGUCCUACACGGAGGACACCGCCGCCACGGACGCCAGCGCCGGCGUCAGGGACUCGCCCUCGAAGUCGAGCUGCACCAACAUCGAGCGGCCGUCGCCCAACUGCGCCAUCUACGACUUCAAGCACCAGGACACCGACACCGAGGAGGCCGCCGCAAACACCGCAACCAGCACUGACACUGCCGCCUGUCAGGCCAACCUCAACCUGGUGGAGUGCGACCCUGCCAGGAACCGAAUCUACCAGGUGCGCAGACGGGGCGUCAGGAGCGUCGUCAGGACCUCGGCGCGCACACGGCUGGAGUUCAGCUGCGACGAGGAGGUGGACCACGAGGCGCUGCAGAAGAUCAUCGACUCAGCCAUCCUGGACCCCGACUGGCUCAACUCCAACAUGCCCAGCGACUCGGAGGCGAGCGCCACGGAGGACGAGGCGCCCCUGCAGGAGCACAUGGACACCGGGAGCGACGGCGGCACCCCAGGCCAUCCCCACCCCCAGCAAGAGGACCAGGUCGCCGCCCAGAACCAGCCCCUCCACCAGGAGGCCCAGAGGACCAUCAGCAAGGAGUCGAUCACCCGGCUGGUGAGCGAUGCCGAGCGACUGGUUCGCGAGCCGCCUGAGGGCGACCAGCCAGCGCCCAUGGUGUCUCCCCGGCCGCACCAGCUGCCGCUCAACAUGGGCCCCUGCAAGGGCGCGAUGGGCAGCAAGCAGGCCCGCGUGAGGCAGUGGCUGGCGUCGCAGCGCCGCGAGGCCCGCCUCUCCACCACCUGCGUUAUGGACUCCUGCGACGCCUCGGGCGAGCUGACCACGGGUGAGAGCGACAUCGAGUCGUGCACGUCGGAGGACAUGGACGCGUCCACUGCCACCCAACACGCCGUCUCGACGCGGGGCUCCGUGCGGGGCUCGCAGAAGGGCUCCCUCAGGGGGUCCCGGGACCCGCUGCCGUCCACGGACAACACGCCCACCGCGGAGAAGGCCGCCGCCGUGCCGAGCCCGAGCGACGCUGCCCACCCCAAGGUGGUUCUUCGUUCUCGCAAGCGUCGUUCCGGCGAGCAGCGGCCGUGCAGCGUGAGCGAGCUGUACCAGCUGGCUACCCGUCUGGACCUGGCGCCGUUCUCCGUGUCCGAGACCGCCCUUCACAACCUGCUCACUGCCACGCCCGAAACGCCCACCAACGACAACCAGGCCUUUGGAGCAGAGACCCCAGACGCGGCUGGCAGUAACACAUCCCCUACAGAUGUUUCCACGCCAACCACAACCGGGCCUCCGGCCACUCCCGCAACUAACACCACAAACACAACCAUCACGACAUCAACAACACACCCCAACAUUUCCGCGUCUGCCACCAUCACCACUUCCACAACAUCAACUACGGCAGACCGGCAGUCUCCUGCAACUAAUGCCACCGGAUCGUUGAGGAGGAGAAAGACCAGAGCCCGUAGGAAGUCAAACCUGUCCUUGGGGCGACGAACCGAUUCCGGAUCAGACGGCUUGGCUCUCAACCUGUCUGGAGGUUCUGACAACAACCAAGUGUCUCCUAACCGCCGCCUAUCCAAGUCACACUCCUCGGGUUCGGACACCACCUCGCACUGCAGGAGGCAUAUCGUCAAGAGUUCCUCCUUCUCCGGCGCGUGCCGUGGGGGCUCGGGCGGCAUGACGUCGUCCACCGAGAAGUGCGUCUCAGACUGCGGGGGCGUGCUGGGCGUGCCUCGCUUGCACACACGCGCCCUCGCCGUCGACGACUGCUGCUCUAGCGACGAGUCCCGCCCAUCCAGCCCAGCGCCGGCUUUGCUGGAGGCCAUCGUGCCAAGGAGCCCCGCCCACACCGCCCGCAGCGCCACCCAGAGCGACCAGGACGCCCUCAACACCCACGAGGACAUGAGCUCCCUCUCGGAGCAGGCUUGGGAUCCAUACCAGCAGGAAUACAAGUACUUCAGUGAGCCUUACUCGGAGGACAUCGACCAGGAGGCUGCCAGGCGCUUGCUUGAGUUCGGAGACGACUACCGGAAGUACAUCGACUCCGACGGGGCAUCCUCCUUCUCGGGCAUCCCGCACAGGGGUCGCCGUUCCCCUCACCACCGUCGGCUGAGAUCACUGAUCCCGCAGGGUGCUCGUGACCUGGAUUCUGACUCCGACCUUGGAUGACCUCCAUCAUGUCAUCGACGAGUCAAGAUCCCAGCUGACCGUCACAGAGAACGUCCUCAAGAAAUACUCCAACGAGGCUGCUCUGGGACUUGAUUAUGCCGAACUCGUGGCCACAACGCAGACCAACAUCAAGUGCCUGGCCGAGAUCGUGCGACAUCUUCAAAUGGAGGGAACACUGGAGCCCGAGCUGCAGGAAGUGCAAA